Lactuca virosa is the source of this 1869-nucleotide messenger RNA. NCBI's taxonomy places the organism in Eukaryota, Viridiplantae, Streptophyta, Magnoliopsida, Asterales, Asteraceae. The record is from the annotation of a GenBank genome assembly.
CAUAAUCCAAUCCCCGCAGACACACACACAACACACUCUCACUGUGUGAAAAAAGAAAACUGAAAUUCCAAAAAACUCCCUGGUUUUUCAUUUUUUUUGUUCCAUUCCACCGGUUUACUCCGCCGCAACUAACAUAAAUCAUGGCCGGAAAACUACUUCUAUUAUUCGCCAUAUGCCGUCUCAUCGUCAUCGUCGGCUUAACUCUAAACCCCACCGUCACCGACCUCUUCCGCGUCGGAAUCGACGGCAAAUUAAGCGUCGACCCACACGACAUCAAGGCGGCGUCCAUGGACUUCGGUAAAACAACUCGUAACGAACCGACUGCAGUUCUCCAUCCGGCAACCGCCGACGACGUCGCGAAGCUUGUUAAAUUAGCUUACCAAUCGCCUCAGGGAUUCUCGGUGUCGGCAAGAGGCCACGGCCAUUCCAUAAACGGCCAGUCUCAGACGGCGAACGGCGUCAUCGUUCAAAUGAGUAGAUCCGGGAGAAACCCCGCCGUGCCGGAAGUUUGUGAGAAGAAGAUGUAUGUAGACGUGUGGGGUGGGGAGCUUUGGAUCGAUGUGCUCAAGUCCACGCUAGAGUAUGGACUCGCACCUAAAUCGUGGACUGAUUACUUAUACCUUUCUGUUGGUGGUACACUCUCUAAUGCAGGAAUUAGUGGGCAAGCAUUCAACCAUGGCCCUCAGAUUAGCAAUGUCCAUGAGAUGGAUGUCGUCACAGGAAAAGGCCAAGUAUUGACGUGUUCGAAUGAUAAAAAUCCCGAUCUGUUCCAUUCUGUAUUGGGUGGAUUGGGACAGUUCGGGAUUAUCACUAGGGCAAGAAUCGCCUUAGAACCUUCACCUCAAAGGGUGAGAUGGAUUCGGGUUCUUUAUUCGAAUUUUUCAGCAUUUACACAUGAUCAAGAAUAUCUUAUAUCGUUACACAAUCAACCACAAUCUGAAAAGUUCGAUUACAUCGAGGGUUUUGUUAUCGUUGAUGAAGGGUUGAUCAACAACUGGAGAUCAUCUUUUUUCUCCCCUAAAAACCCUGUAAAGAUCUCAUCUCUUGGAGCUGGUGGAAAUGUCUUGUAUUGUUUGGAAAUCACCAAGAAUUAUUAUGAUUCCUCGAACCCAGAAUCCAUUGAUCAGGAAGUGGAAGAUUUGUUGAAGAAAUUAAAUUAUAUACCAGCUUCAGUUUUCACUACUGAUCUUCCUUACGUUGAUUUCCUGGACCGGGUCCACAAAGCCGAGUUGAAGCUCCGGUCCAAGGGUUUAUGGGAGGUACCCCAUCCAUGGCUUAACCUGUUUGUACCCAAAUCAAGAAUCGCUGAUUUCGAUAAAGGAGUCUUCAAGGGCAUUUUGGGAAAUAAAACUAGUGGCCCCAUCCUCAUCUACCCCAUGAACAAAAACAAGUGGGAUGAGAAGUCAUCGGUUGUGACACCCGACGAAGACGUGUUUUACUUGGUGGCAUUGCUUCGAUCUGCAUUGGAUAACGGGGAGGAGACAUUGACAUUAAAGCAUUUGAGCGAAGAAAAUCGUAAGAUUUUGAAGUUUUGUAAGGAAUCAAACAUAAAAGUGAAGCAAUAUUUGCCUCAUUACACAACACAAGAGGAGUGGGUGGAACAUUAUGGAGAUAAAUGGCAACAUAUUUAUAGAAAAAAGAUGGAGUUUGACCCUAGGCAUAUUCUUGCCACUGGUCAAAGGGUAUUCGAGCCUAGGUUUGGUUCCGAGGUUAGGUCGUGGUGAGGGAUGAUUAGAGGAAAAUGAUAGUAGGAUAAUCGAUGAUAGUUACUGACCUCUUAUGUACAUAAGGCUCGAUCUAAUGUUAUAAUAGAGGAAUUUAACCAGUUUUUUCGUCUUUGAAAGUAUAUAAGAUGUUUAUGUAGACCGU